AUGGAAAUUGAGGUGGACAUCCAGGAGGAGGACAUGGAGGGCUCGUGUACCCUGCUGUCGUGGCUGGCCUCCUGUGUGAUGGUGUUUGGAGGGGCCCUGCCCUACGUGCCUCAGUACCAGGAGAUCCAGAGGAGCAGCAACACUGAGGGAUUCUCCACCCGUGUCUGCCUGCUGCUGCUCAUCGCCAACAUCCUACGCAUCUUCUUCUGGUGAGGCCAGGGGCGAGAGGGGUCACUGGGACUGAUUACAUUGGGCAUAUGCACAGUGUACACAUCCAGUGAAACUGCCAGGUGCUGUGCAGAGCAAACAGUUCAAAGAGAACAGAAUAAACUAUUGUAUACUCACUCACAUGUUGAAACAAAUCACUUGGGAGCAUACAGCAAUUUGCAUGUUUAACGUGUUUACUUUAAACAUAUGGAUAAAAAAAACUAAAGUGUGGUUAGAGGAAGUGAGCAUUGUCUGUGCAGACACUGUUUUGAUUAGUUACUGUAAUGUUGUCUACCUACAGGAUAGGGAAGCAGUUUGAACUGACUCUGCUCCUCCAGAGUGUGGUGAUGAUCAUUACCAUGCUAGCUAUGCUCCACCUCUGUUGCAACACUCGGGUCAGCACCAACCAGCACCACUUCACAGGUAACCCAACCAAACCAUAACCACAUCAUGCAAAUAGCCCUACUUCACUUGUAGGCUACUGUAAAAACACAUGUAUUACUCAUUUAUUAAGUCCCAACCAUUACGUCAACACACCCUAUAAUAUCACCUCACAGGCAAUAUAUCUGUUGAUUGCUAAAUACUCUGCAUGUACAGUACUUGCCAAUUACAGCUCAUCACAUUUGACAAAUUAUCACUCAUCACUUACAGUACAUAUAAGCCUAUGUAGUGGAGCUCUGUUUCAACACUGAGCUAUUGCCGAAAGGGGGGGCCAAAGGAGAGGCUAUAAUCACUCAGGCCUCUCUUUCUCUCACACACACUCAGUCUUAUGUAAUUUCUUGUUUAGAUUUUUGGAUGUUAUAGAUGGUACAGUGUGUUUACGCCUGGGGUCCUUUUGAAUUGAGUAAUGAUCUUUUAGAUGUAUUACGAGGAUUAGUGUGAGAGAAGGGGAAAUGUUGGAUGGGUGUAUGCAUUGGGCUGUCAUGUAGAAGAGAUCACCCUAUUCUGAGCUCUGGGGGGUGAGAGAGGGAGUACGUGGCCAGCGGCUGGGGUCUCGUCUAUCAGAGAGUGUGGAGUGGGGGCUGAUUUUAGGCCCUAUUCCCACUACGAGAGAUUAAGGAGAGUCUGAGGAGCGGAAUUCCGAAAGAGAUUUCUACUUUUCAAUUCAAGUUACAUCCUUGCCUUACCUUUCGUUGUGGCUGGCAACACAACGUUCUUGGUCCGCAGCUCAAAUUGACCGUAAAUAUCACAAUAGCCACUAGCCAGUUAGCAUAAACUAUUUAACAAUCCAAGCAAUUUUUCUUCUAAAACGUAUUACAAUAUUAAAUAAUGCAACCAAACCAUAUUACGCUCUUGAAUAAUGCAACAAUCCACAAGCAUGUGCAGACAAAUAAAGGGUUUAUUUUCUAAGGUAGCUGACAAUACACUGCUGACUCCUGCUAGCUAAAAGCUAAAAACAUGCUUCAUGAUCAAGUAAUGUUAGCACCCCUCCCAUACGACUAUAAAAGUACAGUAACGUUAUCAUACAGUGUCGUUCAUAUUAUAAUAUAGGCUACACAGCUAGGUAACGUUAGCUAGCUAGCUAAACAGAAUAAUUUCUGCAUCUUCACAUAAACGUGCUGGCAGUAGCUGAAUGCUGACGUUUAGCUGAACCAUAGCUAGAUAGGCGCUCUUAAGCUUACACUAGCUACCGCAUUAAAGUUACCAUAGAACAAACCAGGCUUCAUUUGAUCAAUAUCAUGGCAGUCAUAUGAGGUAAAAGCAAAUUGCGACUGAAAAUGUUAAUAAUUCCCUGGGUAGUUCCUACUUGCCUGGACCUCGGUGGCACAGUGCAGUCUAGCAACAACAACACUGCGACAUGUACAGAAUGUAACCAGCUGUUACUACAAUUUCAGGUAAAACCUCAAAACUGUUUGGGGACCCGGGAGGGCUGGGGUCUGUCCAAGUUCAUGCUCAGUCAGCUUUUAUGUACUGGAUUUAAGGGUAAUUAUGUUUGUACACAGAUUGAUUUGAAUCUCUUUCAGCACAAUUACAGAGCCAAUCUUAAGGCAGCUUUUUAUUAGGCUGUAGACUGAGAACGAAAUGAAAUCUUGUAAUAUUCCAAUAAUUUAAAGUGUUAUUAGAUCCCUAACUUCUCUGCACUAAUAAUGUAUCUGUCAUGUUGAUUGAUUAGUGAAGGGAGGCAAAGUUAUUCAUGGUGAGGUUAUUCAUGCUGUAGAUAUCGGUGAGUUAGUAUGGGUUCAGUGUGUGUGUGUACCCAUGCACGCGUGUCUGAGAUUGUGUUAUACUGUAGAUAAUCCUUACUUGGGCAUAGGAGAUGUCUGUGAGAGACAGUUUGUCAGAAUGAGAGUUAAAUUUCCUGGUCUUCUUGUCAUGAGUAUAGUCUGCUAAGGCAGAGUUCCAGACUGUCUCAUUCUGUUGUCCCCUGGAGAGUCACUAUUUACUCCAUCCAUUCUCAGUCCUGUCUCCCAGGAGCUCAGCAGCCAAACCAAUAGAGAAUUCUGUUUUGACUGCCCCUAAUCACCCUGUCCACAGACACUACAGCAGACUGUCAACGCCACUGGAACGCUACUUCCUUCUGCUGAAGGGCAGGCAAGGUGUCUGAUUUCAGAGGGGAUGGAGGGGUGUGAUGGUAUAUACUCAGAAUAGCCCUUAACCCCCCCCCCCCCCACCACACACACACACUCUCCCCUCCCCUACUUCGCUCCCCAUCUGAGACCCUCUAAUCAAGGGGUGGGAAAACCUUUUGGCUCAAGGGCCACAUGCUGUAUGCGUGACAAAACAAGUGAAGCCUUUAUUCAUUUUCACAUUGACACGCAACUACUAGUGUACUGUAGGUGUACAUAUGCUUGCAGAACAAUUCUACCCUGGUACCAUCUCUACCCAUGUUUUUUGUGAACAAAAUGUUCAGAAAAUUGAUAUAAUUUAUAACAUCAUAGUCAAACACACACACACAGAUCCUGCAUCUCUGCCCUUGUAAAGUACAAUCAAACUUAGUCACAAUAUGCAAACUUAAAAAUAGAUGCAAAAUGUAACCGCUAACAAACUAUUCUAAAAUUUGAGUGAAACAUAUGUUAAGAGCAUUCUUUUAAUUUGGAAUGGUCUGUUUUUGAAAGCAUAUUAAGGAACAAUUAUCAUCUCCAUUGUGAGCCAUAUUUACAGUUAUCCAAUCACCUCAGCCCAAAUCUGACUGAUUAGUUAUUACCUGUAUCCAAGUGCAUUGCUGGAUAAUUCUCACUGCAUAACCAUCACCAUGAAAAAGCAUAAUCCUUGCCUACCCCAGUCACGGUUAUUCAAGUCUUAAUGUGAACAAUGGGUCUGGUCACCUCUCUUGGCAGGGGCAUCAAAGUCUGGUGUGAUCUUUGAUGUAGAGAUUCUCAGAACAGCUGACAAGUGGUCAUUGUUAAAUUUGACCUGUGACAGGAUUUGUUGUAAUUCAUGACUGAGAACAUUUGUUCACACACAUAUGUUGACCCGAAUAAAACAAGCAUCCUUUGGGCGUGCUUUUUAAUGUUUGGAAACUUUGUUUCAUUCAGUGAGCCAUAGAACUGGUCUAUUGUUGCUGUUUUGUACUUCUCCUUCAAAGCACUGUCACAUUGGAUGUCGAUGAGCUCCAAUUGUGUGUCUGGAGGUGCUUUCUCACUGUCGAAAGACAGGGGGCAUGAUACAAGCUCCAGCUCAGUCUCAAUCUUGGUGAAGUCUGAGAAGCGGCGGGGAAACUUUGUCUGGAGAACAACAUAAGUUUGGCCUUGAAUGCUUUCACGUUGGAAUACAGUUCAUGCACAAAAACACUUUCCCUGCAGUUUCACAUUUACAUCGUUCAGAUGCCCCAAUAUGUUCACACCGAAAGCAAAGUCGCCCAACCAGUCUGUGUCUUUCAACUCAGAGAAGUCGUCAGCUUUACCUACCGUAUCAAGGAACAUACCUAUCUCCCCUCUCAGUUCCCACACACGGCGAAAUACAUUUCCCAGGCUUAGCCAGCGCACAUUUGAAUGGUACAACAAGUCCUGGUGUUCUGCCCCUGUGUCAUUGAGCAGCUGAAUGAACUGAUGAUGGUUAAGCCCCCUUGCCCGUAUAAAGUUUUACAUGCACUUUGACAACAUUUUCCAGCUUUAACACACUUUUACACAGGGUUUCCCGAUGAAUAAUACAGUGAAGAAAUAUCAAUUCCUCCGAGUUAGGGCUUUCUUCUUUUACUUUGUCUUGUAAUCUUUUUAGUAGGCCAAUGUUUUUACCGGUUAGAUUUGGUGAUCCAUCUGUUGUGACGUUUGCUCCACGUAGAUUCAUUGUUUCCAAGCAGGCAGACACCCUGUCAUAUAAGUCAGAGCCCCUGGUUGUUCCCAUCAUUGAUUCCAUCACAAGAAGUUCUUCUGUUAUUUCAAAGUUCUCAUUUAUUCCUCUGACAAAAAUUAAAAGUUGAGCGGUGUCUGAUGUCAGUACUCUAGAAAAAAGAUAGAAGCCAUCUGCUUCUCACCUAUCACUUCCACGUGCCUGGUGAUGGUUCCGUGUGAUAAGCUAAUUUUCUCGAAUUGGCUUUUACUCUCAGGACAAAAUAUACCAGCAGUCUCCACCAUACGCUCUUUCAAAAGUAUUUUGCUGUCCAUUCUUCUUUAAACACAUGACGUUCAGAGUCCACUUUUCUCAUUUUCGCUGCGCUCAUGUUUCAUGUCAAAAGUCGUCAAGCAAUAGUGGCUAUGAUGACUGAGCGCAUUCUGAAUCUGACUGUAGGCCCAAAUACAGAGCGUGCUGCCAGGCUACAGCGCCAUCUAUUGGAGGUUGUUUGUAUAUCAUGGAAUGAGUCAUUUUAGGCCAAAAAUCAUAACUUAAAUUUAAUUAUAUUUAAUACAUUUAAAAAAUGUCUCACGUGCCGGAUUGAAUUCCCGGUGGGCCGGAUACGCGGGCCGUACUUUGACCCCCCUUGCUGUAAUCACUAUUGUACUUUCCUUACCUCAGGGACAUCCUGCUCAAUGGCAGCCAGCACAGUAGGACCUGUCCCAAUCUGACUCUACCACACACACACACACACACACACACACACACAACAAUAAACACUCAACGAAAAACACACAUGCAAAGUACUUGUGUUGAGAUAUACCAUUUAGCUUCCUUUAGUGGGGGUUACCUGAGGUCAGUAGGUAGGGUAUCUUAUGCAUAUAUACUAAAGGCACUCAACAGCGGUAAAACUAAUUUAUUUUUAUUUUAUUUUUAUCUGUCCAUGCAGGUGUUUUCUCAGCACAUUAUCUGGAAUACCACCUCAAGGACUAG
This is a messenger RNA of Coregonus sp. 'balchen', 5412 nucleotides long. Lineage: Eukaryota; Metazoa; Chordata; Actinopteri; Salmoniformes; Salmonidae. The record is from the annotation of a GenBank genome assembly.